Molecule: messenger RNA, 1153 nt
Organism: Mycotypha africana
Lineage: Eukaryota; Fungi; Mucoromycota; Mucoromycetes; Mucorales; Mycotyphaceae
Exons: 1
Coding region: 289-780 (163 amino acids)
Molecular function (GO): protein binding
Source: RefSeq, a predicted model, not a curated record
AUUUUUUCUGUUAUAUAUCAUUAAAUUUAUCGUUUUCCCUAUUUUUACCAAAGCAAAAUGUACUUGUUCCCUUGUACUUAUAUCUGAUUGAUUUCUCUUGGAAUUAUGAUGAUUCAAUGUCUCUUUCAAAUAAUCAACCAAUCUGCAACUGUAAUUAAUCACUUCAGAAAGUGGCAAGCAUGCAGUGGCAGUUUAAAUUCAGAAGGCACUUUUUGAUAAUUUAUUUUAAAACAAUUCAGUCAUUUCUUCUCUGAUCGGUGUGGAUUCAACACACAGGAGGAGAAUAGAAUGAGCAGCGAUGAUGACACAAACUCAAGAUCCGAAGUGAUUCCUUUAAAGCAACAUAAAAUACCACUAGAACUACGAACAGAUCCCAUCAAAGGUCGUGGUGUCUUUGCAACUGAGCCGAUCGAAAAGAAUACUUUGGUCGAGAUCUCACCCAUUCUUUUUUUCAAAAGCGAUGAAUACAAACAGCAUGGCCAAUAUACCAUACUUGAUCAUUACACUUACUGCUGGAAAGAAGGUGGAUACGCGCUGGCGCUCGGAUUGGGUUCGAUGUUCAACCAUCAUAGUAACCCUAACAUGGGUUUUAUUAGAGAUGUACCCAAUCAGCUAAUUAGAUACGUGACGUUACGCCGUAUUGAAAGGGAUGAAGAGUUAUGUAUAUCCUAUGGCAACCAUUUGUGGUUUGAGGACUCUACUGCUGCAGAUACUGCGAAGUCAGAGUCUGAAGACGAGCCAUUUCCUUUUGGUAGCACCAGUAUCGAAGAUGAGGAGUAAUGAACGAAAAGCAUUCAAAGACUGUUCACAGUUUAUGUAAUCUAGAACAAAAAAAAAUACACCUUUAUGUCCUUUUUGCCCCAUCUAUUCUUUGCUAUUCAGUCUACUGACUAUGGAACACGCCAACUUUUUUGAGCGUAUGCACGUCAUAAAAUUGCAUAAGAACCUUAUUAUGAAUAAAGCCAUUAGAGGCUUUGUAUUUAUUUAACUGAUCAUGAUGGUGUAGUAUUAUUAAGUCAUCCAUGGGUAACAUUACAUUGUCUUGUGCAAUUUAUGUUGGUUCGCAAUAAGCGUUUUACCAUUCACAGCAUCCACAUUCAACUUUUUUUCUUUUUUUCUUUUUUUGAUCUGGACAAAAAUGGUAAUUAUCAAU